Messenger RNA from Endocarpon pusillum Z07020, 1146 nucleotides. RefSeq lists its product as uncharacterized. Lineage: Eukaryota; Fungi; Ascomycota; Eurotiomycetes; Verrucariales; Verrucariaceae. Bases 1 to 1146 code for a protein of 381 amino acids. The transcript is spliced from 3 exons. The record is from RefSeq and is a predicted model, not a curated record.
AUGGCCACCGCUGACUGGGUCGAUUAUCAUUCUCCUUUCAAUGCGCGUGGAGAUGGCUAUCAAGAUCCUUCGUCGUCUUCAGCCGGAGCUGGCGCCAGUAUGGGCACUUACCCUUGGCUCGAUAUAGCGGUUGGCUCCGAUACGGGUGGUAGUAUUCGUGGGCCUUCCCAGACGCAAGGCCUCUUUGGAAAUCGUCCUACUCAUGACGCUGUAGAACUUACCGGUGUUAUGCCGCUCUCUCCCGUUCUCGACACUGCCGGAUUCUUGACCCGAGAUCCCGAGCUCUGGGCCACGGCACAGGAGGUGCUCUAUGGACCCCUUCCCGCAUACGACGCUUAUCCUAGCAGGAUCUUAACCUACAAUUUUCCCACCAAUGCCUCCUCUGCGGCAAGUGGCUUGGCUUUGGAUUUCCUGGCCAAGUUACAAUCCUUCCUGUCGGCAAAUGUGAGCUCGGUGAACCUGACCUCCCAAUGGGCCUCGUCCGGCCCUGCGAAUUCAACAUCAAGCCUGACCAGCUUAUUGAACGUCACGUACGCCAUCAUCGUGUCCAAACAACAGACACGACUCGUUCGAGAUCCAUUCUACGUCGAUUACGCAGCAGUGCACGACGGACGACGCCCCUUCAUCGAUCCCUCCCCAUUGGUGCGAUGGACGUAUGCAGAUAGCCAGCCUGACUCAGCCCUCGAUGAAGCACUCCACAACAAGACCCUUUUCAUGGACUGGUUCAACUCGAACGUGCUGGUUCCGGACCCCGUCACGUGUUCCAACGCGUUCAUGAUCUAUUUGGCUGGAACCGGCAUGUCGAACGCGCGGAACCAAAUAUCUCAGGUACACUUCCGAUCGCAAAGGCAUCCUAGGCUGCCACCUACCGUGCCCUUUGGUUUCAACAGCGGUCGAAUUUCGGUCUUUGCCGAGGUGCCUGACAGCGUCUUUCCCAUCGGACAAGCGUCUUACUUCUCGAACAUCACUCAACAUGAAGAGUAUCUGCCCGUUGCUAUCGACAUUCUCGCCGCCAAGGGCUGCGACGCCAUCAUCGCUAGGCUUGCCAAUGAUCUGGUCGCCGCUGGCAUCUUGAACGUGACACAGGCUGGACAAACCAUUUAUGGCGGAGAUGUCCUCUACAAAAGAGAAGUGGAUGAGCAGUGA